AUGUCUCAGACAGCGAGCGCAUCACAGAAAUCUCGUGCAGAGUCCUCUCUACAACAUCGUAAACACCAAGCAGCCUCACAAUCGCAUGGCAUCCUAGAGAAACUGCAACAUGAAGCGCAGGAGACGGGUUCGCAUGCCUGGGCAGCCUUCUCUUCGUUUUCAUGGCUAUGGCCCAUACGCGGGGUGGUGUACUCCAUAACCCACCCUCAAAUCAUCCUUUCAGUCCGCCAUGUUAUCCUGAAGUCCCUCGUCACCUCCAUCGUAAUAUUCGUCGUACUGGCCUCCUUCACAUUCGUCCCGCAGAUGGCUAUCCUUGCCGUAUUCACAGGCCCUCUCUCCCCCAUCUUCGCUGUCGUUCUCGUCGGCGCGGAGGCUGUCAUCCUAAUCUCCCUCUUCGCGCGGGCCCUCUUCCUCGAGCCCGCCCUAACGCGCGUGUUCGACGCAACGCUCGCUUCGCAAGGACAGACGCAGCUCGUGCAGGCGGCGAAGACGCGCGAUGCAUCUGCGACGGCACGGAAUGUGGGAAGCCAGUUGGUGAAGCCCUUGCAGGCCCUGUCCUCAGAUGGUCUGAUUCGCUACGCCCUAUCUCUCCCGCUGAACUUCAUCCCUGUCGCGGGCACCGUCCUGUUCCUCCUCUACAACGGACACAGGGCGGGGCCGGGCUGGCACUCGCGCUACUUCGACUUGAAAGGUUUGUCGAAGAGUGAGCGUGCGGCGUUCGUCGAGAGCCGCAGGGCAGCCUAUACUGCCUUUGGUAUGAUGACGCUGCUGCUGAACUUUGUGCCUCUUAUCGGGUUGCUCUUCAGCUUCACGAACACUGUCGGUGCGGCGCUCUGGGCGGCAGAGCUCGAGGCGAAAGCGAACAUUAUCGACAGCGAGGUCGGUUCUCGGGGAGAAAAGAAGUUGCAGUAAAGUCAAACCGGGAUUUGCACGACUUACAAGAACUUGACGAAAUGUACAUCAGUACGAUUCGGUAUAGUGGGUCUUUUGUAACGCAUACUCGUGCUCAAUUGGUACAUAUUU
Molecule: messenger RNA, 1023 nt
Organism: Dichomitus squalens LYAD-421 SS1
Lineage: Eukaryota; Fungi; Basidiomycota; Agaricomycetes; Polyporales; Polyporaceae
Exons: 3
Coding region: 1-912 (303 amino acids)
Source: RefSeq, a predicted model, not a curated record